UCAUCUAAUGCAUCUGAGGAUGCUGAGGGAGUUGGCUGAUAUGAAUGCAGAGCCAUUGGCCAUUAUCUUUGAAAACUCGUGGCGAUCUUGGGGGUCCCAGAUGAUUGGAAAAAGGCAAAUAUAGUGCCCAUCUUCAUAAAGGGGAAGAAGGAGAAUCCGGGGAACUACAGCCUCACCUCAGUCCCUGGAAAAAUCGUGGAGCAGGUCAUCGAGAAAUCCAUUUUGAAGCACUUGGAGAGGAAGGUGAUCAGGAACAGUCAGCAUGGAUUCACCAAGGGCAAGUCAGCCUAACCAACCUGAUUGCCUUCUAUGAUGAGAGAACUGGCUCUUUGGAUAUGGGGAAAGUGGUGGACUUACCUAGACUUCAGCGAAGCUUUUGAUACGGUCUCCCACAGUAUUCUUGCCAGCAAGUUAAAGAAGUAUGGCUUGGAUGAAUGGACUGUAAGGUGAAUAGAAAGCUGGCUAGAUUCUCAGGCUCAAUGGGUAGCGAUCAAUAGCUCAAUGUCUAGUAGGCAGCAGGUAUCAAGUGGAGUGCUCCAGGAGUCUGUCCUGGGGCCGGUUUUGUUCAAAGUCUUCAUUAAUGAUCUGGAUAAUGGGAUGGAUUGCAUCCUCAGCAAGUUCGCGUUUGACUCUAAACUGGGGGGAGAGGUAGAUAUGCUGGAGGGUAGGGAUGGGAUACAGAGGGACCUAGACAAAUUAGAGGAUUGGGCCAAAAGAUAUUCUGAUGCGGUUCAAAAAGGACAAGUGCAGAGUCCUGCACUUAGGACGGAAGAAUCCCAUGCCCUGCUACAGGCUGGGGACUGACUGGCUAAGCGGCAGUUCUGCAGCAAAGGACCUAGGGGUUACAGUGGAUGAGAAGCUGGAUAUGAGUCAAAAGUGUUCCCUUGUUGCCAAGAAGGCUAACAGCAUACUGAGCUGUAUUAGUAGGAGCAUUGCCAGGGAGAUCAAGGGAAGUGAUUACUUCCUUCUAUUCGGCACUGGUGAGGCCACACCUGGAGUAUUGCAUCCAGUUUGGUCCCCCCCACUACAGAAGGGAUGUGGACAAAUUGGAGAGAGUCCAGCGGAGAGCAACGAAAAUGAUCAGGCGAUUGGGGCAUAUGACUUAUGAGGAGAGGCUGAGGGCUUAUUUAGUCUGCAGAAGAGAAGCGUGAGGGGGGAUUUGAUAGCAGCUUUCAACUACCGAAGGGGGGUUCCAGAGAGGAUGGAGCUCAGCUGUUCUGGUGGUGGCAGAUAACAGAACAAGGAGUAAUGGUCUCAGGUUGCAGUGUGGGAGGUCUAGGUUGGAUAUUUCACGAGGAGGGUGGUGAAGCACUGGGAUGGGUUCCCUAGGGAGGUGAUGGAAUCUCCAUCCUUCGAGGUUUUUAAGGCUUGUUUUGACAAAGCCCUGGCUGGGAUGAUUUAGUUGCGGUUGGAUUAUAAUGAUUAUAUGAAGUGGAAAUCCAUCAACCUCAUCAAAAAACUCUGAGAUUCAGACAGACCUCACCUUCCUCUCCAAGUGCAAACAGAUGGACAUCAUACCAGAUGGACUGAAGGUAAAAAAAAAAAAUCCAUUGCAAUUGACAUACUUCACUGACUGUGGAGAGAGAUUGUGCCACACGUUCUCAGAGAAACUGAGGAACCCCCUGAUCAGCAUCCUGUACAGCAGACAGGAGAAGAUCAAGAAUGAGCUCGCAAAACUGGAGACUCUCAUUCAAAACCAACCUUCCACAUAAACUGCCAUGUGGGUGGACUUUACAAAAAUGAGACAAGCCAUUUACAAUGCAGACUUCACUUCUCUACAGAGGAAAAAGGACAGUAAACUAUCUAAACUCCUACAUGCCACAGGGGGCUACAACAGUGGUACCCUCAACUCACCUAACAAUAUUGUUAAUCUGUCCAACCACACAUUUAGCCUGGCAGAAGAGACUGUCCUAUCUCGGGGACUCUCUUUCUGCCCCACCACCCCCAUGAACAUGAUACCGUUCUGCGGUGAUCUGGAAGCCUACUUUUGACGUCUCCGACUCAAGGAAUAUUUUCAACAUACCACUGAACAGCGCACUGACCCACAGGGACCCUCCUACCAACACUAAAACAAGAAGAAUUCUGCGUGGGCCCGUCCUGAUGAUCAAAACAACAGACUGUGGACUUCUACAAAGAGUGCAUCCGCAGAUGUACACAGGUUGAAAUUGUAAAUAAACAGCAUCACUUGCCCAAUAACCUCAGCCGUACAGAACACAAUAUAAUCCACAGCCUCAAAAACAACUCUGACAUUAUAAUCAAAGGGACUGACAAAGGAGGUGUUGUAGUCAUAAUGAACAGGUCGGAUUAUGAGCAGGAGGCUGCCAGGCUCCAACACCACAUUCUACACGCCGCUAUCCUGUGACCGCACUGAGGGUUACCAAAAGAAACUACACCAUCUGCUCAUGAAACUCCCUGCUACGGCACGGGAACAAGUCUACACGGACACACCCCCAGAGCCCCGACCAGGGGUAUUCUAUCUACUACCCAAGAUCCAUAAACCUGGAAAUCCUGGACGCCCCAUCAUCUCAGGCAUCAGCACUCUUACAGCAGGAUUUUCUGGCUAUUUAGACUCUCUGCUCAGACCCUAUGCUACCAGCAUUCCUAGCUAUCUUCAAGACACCACCAACUUCCUGAGGCAACUACAGUGUGUUGGUGAUCUUCCUGAAAACACCAUCCUGGCCACCAUGUAUGUAGAAGCUCUUUACACCAAUAUUCCACACAAGGAUGGGCUACAAGCUGUCAGGAACGGUAUCUGUGUUGAGGCCACAGCACACAUGAUGGCUGAGCUUUUUGACUUUGUCCUCACCCACAACCAUUUCAGAUUUGGGGACAAUUUGUACCUUGAACUCAGCGGCACUGCUAUGCGUACCCACAUAGCCCCACAGUAUGCCAACAUUCUUGUGGCUGACUUAGAACAACGCUUCCCCAGCUCUCGUCCCCUAGUGCCCCUCCUCUAGUUGCGCUGCAUUGAUGACAUCUUCAUCAUCUGGACCCACAGGAAGGAGGCCCUUGAAAAAUUCCACCUGGAUUUCAACAAUUUCCACCCCAACAUCAACAGCAACCUGGACCAGUCCACACAAGAGAUCCACUUCCUGGACGCUAUAGUGCAAAUAAGCAAUGGUCACAUAAACACCAUCCUUAUUGGAAACCUAUUGACUGCUAUACUUACCUGAAUACCUCCAGCUUCCAUCCAGGACACAUCACACGAUCCAUUGUCUACAGACAAGCGCUAAGAUACAACCGAAUUUGCUCCAAUUCCUCAGACAGAGACAAACACCUACAAGAUCUUUAUCAAGCACUUUUACAACUACAAUAUCACCAUAGGGAAGUGAGGAAACAGACUGACAGAGCAAGACAGGUACCCAGAAAUCACCUACUACAGGACAGGUCAAUAACAGAACAGAAAAAUAACAGAACAGCACUGGCCCUAACAUAUAGCCCCCAGCUAAAACCUGAUCAUCAAUGACCUACAACCUAUCCUGGAAAACAAUCCCACACUCUCACAGACCUUGGGAGGCAGGCCAGUGCUCGCUUACAGACAGCCCCCCAACCCGAAGCAAAUACUCACCAGCAACUACACACCACACCACAGAAACACUAACCCAGGAAGCAAUCCCUGUAGCAAACCUUGUUGCCUACUCUGUCCCCAUAUCUACUCUAGCGACACCAUCAGAGGACCCAACCACAUAAGUCACACCAUCAGGGGCUCAUUCACCUGCACGUCUACUAAUGUGAUAUACGCCAUCAUGUGUCAGCAAUGCCCCUCUGCCAUGUACAUUCGUCAAAUCAGACGGUCCCUAAGUAAAAGAAUAAAUGGACACAAAUCGGACAUCAGGAAUGGUAACAUACAAAAGCCAGUCGGAGGACACUUCAGUCUCCCUGGACAUUCUACAACAGAUUUAAAAGUAGCCAUACUUCAGAAACAGACUUCAAAGAGAAACUGCAGAGCUACAAUUCAUUUGCAAAUUUAACACCCUUAAUUUGGGCUUGAAUAGGGACUGGGAGUGGCUGGCUCACUACAAAAGCAACUUUCCCUCUCUUGGUAUUGACACCUUCCCAUCAGGGAUUGGGAGUGGACCACAUCCAACCCGAUUGAAUUGGCCCUGUCAUCACUGGUCCUCCACUUGUAAGGAUGCCCAGGAAUUUUCAAAGCUAUUCAUGUCACUGCUAGAGGAUACUUUGUCUAAACAAAAAAAUCCAGAUGUACGGAACAUUGUUCAAAAGCAGUUUUGCGGCGAGUAUGCAUAUGUCACUGUCUGUAACCAGUGUGGCAGGGAGUCCAAACUCAUAUCGAAAUUUUAUGAACUGGAGUUAAAUAUCCAAGGGCACAAGCAGUUGACAGACUGUAUCACAGAAUUUCUUAAGGAAGAAAAGUUAGAAGGGGACAAUCGUUACUUUUGUGAAACUUGUCAGAGUAAACAAAAUGCAACAAGGAAGAUCAGGCUGCUUAGUCUUCCAUGUACACUCAACUUGCAGCUGAUGCGUUUUGUGUUUGACAGACAAACUGGCCAUAAGAAAAAGUUGAAUACUUACAUUGGUUUUUCUGAAUUGCUUGAUAUGGAACCUUUUAUGGAACAAAAAGAUGGUGUCUAUAUAUAUGAACUUAGUGCAGUUCUUAUACACAGGGGAGUGAGUGCAUAUUCUGGUCACUACAUUGCUCAUGUGAAAGACCCUCAGACUGGUGAAUGGUACAAGUUUAAUGAUGAAGACAUAGAAAAGAUGGAGGGGAAGAAAUUGCAACUGGGGAUUGAGGAAGAUCUAGCAGAGCCUUCUAAGUCUCAAACUCGUAAACCCAAGUGUGGGAAAGGAACUCACUGCUCUCGAAAUGCUUACAUGUUGGUGUACCGACUGCAAACACGGGAAAAAUCUCUAACAGCAGAAGUCCCAACUUUUCUGCAGGAGCUAGUCGAACGCGAUAACUGCAAGUUUGAAGAGUGGUGUAACGAAAUGGCAGAUAUGCGUAAACAAAGCGUGGUCAGAGGCAAAAUCAAACAUGAAGAGGUGAAGGAGCUCUACCAAAGGUUGCCUGCUGAAGCUGGGUGCCCUUAUGAGUUUGUCUCUCUCGAAUGGUUACAGAAAUGGCUGGAUGAAUCUGCCCCUCCCAAACCCAUAGAUAACACUGCAUGCUUGUGUUCACAUGGCAAAUUACACCCUGAUAAAAUAUCAAUUAUGAAGAGAAUAUCUGAGUAUGUUGCUGACUACUUCUACAGGAGAUAUGGAGGGGGGCCAAGGCUAAAUGUUAAAGCACUUUGCAAGGAUUGUGUGGUAGAGAGGUGUCGAAUACUACGACUGAAAAACCAAUUAAAUGAAGAUUAUAAAACUGUCACAAACUUGCUGAAAAUUACAGUAAAGGGUAAUGAUGGAUUUUGGGUUGGAAAGUCAUCCUUGCGGAGUUGGCGUCAGUUGGCUCUGGAACAGUUAAAUGAACAAGAUGAAGAUGCAGACCAGAGUAAUGGAAAAAUGAAUGGAGAUGCACAAAACAAAGAUGAGUCAAAUGAAGAAAAGAGGGAGGAGGAAGAGGAGUUAAAUUUUAAUGAAGACCUUGUUUGCCCACAUGGUGACCUAUGCAUAUCAGAAAAUGAAAGGAGGGUUGUUUCUAAAGAAGCCUGGAAAAAGCUCAAGCAAUAUUUUCCAAAGGCUCCAGAAUUUCCAAAUAGCAAAGAGUGUUGUUCCCAGUGCAAGAUUCUGGAAAGAGAAGGAGAGGAAAACGAAGCCCUGCAUAAGAUGAUGGCAAGUGAGCAGAAGACUGCUCUCCAGAACCUGUUCCAAGACAAAUGCAGACCGUGUCUUGGGAGCUGGCCUCAGGAGACAGAUGAGCUCUACAUUGUAUCACAGUUUUUUGUAGAAGAAUGGAGGAAAUUUGUAAGGAGGCCUACAAGAUGCAGUCCUGUAUCAUCAGUAGGAAACAGUGCUCUUCUCUGCCCACAUGGGGGCCUCAUGUUCACAUUUGCUUCCAUGACCAAAGAAGACUCUAAACUUAUAGCUCUAAUAUGGCCCAGUGAGUGGGAGGCAAUACAAAAACUAUUUGUUGUGGAUCACAUUAUCAAAAUCAUCAGAAUGCAAACUGCUGAGAUGAGCCCGGAGAGCACGCUUUUCGAUUCUGAGCCCAAGCUGUGUCCAGAAUGCAGAGAAGGAUUGUUAUGCCAGCAGCAGAGGGACCUGCGUGAGUACACCCAGGCCACCAUCUAUGUACAUAAAGUGGUGGAUAAUAAAAAGGUAAUGAAGGAAGCUGCUCCAGAACUGAAUGUGAGCAGUUCAGAAGCUGAAGAGGAAAGGGAAGAAGCCAAACCAGAAGGGGAACAGGAUCCAGAUUUUAACCAGACUAAUGGUGGUGCGAAACGACAGAAGAUAUCCCAUCAGAACUACGUUGUUUAUCAAAAGCAAGGCAUCAGACGGAGUACACGGCACAGAAAAGUCAGAGGGGAAAAGGCUCUACUUGUUUCCGCCAACCAGACAUUGAAAGAGCUGAAAAUACAGAUCAUGCACGCAUUUUCAGUUGCUCCGUUUGACCAGAAUUUGUCGAUCGAUGGGAAGAUACUAAAUGAUGAUACUGCAACACUUGGCGCCCUUGGAGUCAUUCCAGAGUCAGUCGUUUUAUUAAAGGCUGAUGAACCAAUUGCAGAUUAUGCAGCAAUGGAUGAUGUUAUGCAAGUUUGUAUGCCUGAAGAAGGAUUUAAAGGGACUGGUCUUCUUGGACACUAAUGUUUGUUUUUUUUUAUAACCGCUGGCAGCAGAGAAAUGACCAGAAAGGAAGAGGAUUUUGACAUGGUAGGGCAUUAAAACAAAGGUGGAUAUAGGACUAAACAGUUGCUUGACUCUUCUAGAAGGCAGAAACCCAUUCUGAAAUGACUGCCCCAAAUGCCUUAUGUCAAAGCAGAUUGCACUGAAGGGACAUCCUGACUUCAAGAGAGCAUUUCAAAUUUUAUAUUUAAUAAAACAAAAGUAAAAGUAUAGUAGCAGGAACAAUACAUCAUGUUUACAGACAGAAGUUUCUAGCUGAGGAAGGGAGAGGCUCUGCUGUUUCCUUGCUCUGAUUUCCUACCACAGUCGCCUGUCCAUAAAGAAAUAGUAUUACAGUAGAUCAAAAACAUCUUGAUCUGCCCUAAAGUAACUCUUUAGAGAUCACCCUGCUAACAGACACCCUGUCUUUGAUCCACUCUUACUCUCUCAGUGCAGCAUGGAAGUAAAGAAUGUGUUAAUUGUGAAGAAUGACUAGCUUUUUCAGACUUCAGAUAUGUACCCCAAAAUGUAAACUGUGGCUUGCCUGUGAAAGCCUCCAUCAGUGGCUCUUCAAUACCGAGAUGAGGGGGAUAAGGAACUGCCUUCUUGGCUGUGUCUGGAGGCUCUAGCACACACCCGUCCUUUUGCAGUUUCAGUUUCAAACUUGAAGAUGAUCCUAACUUUAAUAAUCACAUGGUCUUUCUCUGUGAAACGUGUUUUUAGAAUUGUUGGCUAUUUUAACAACUUUUGAUAACAUCUUCUCCAGUAUGCUACUGCCAAGAGCCAGAAAUCCAUUUCCGCUCUACUGAUCAAUUCAGGAACAUUGAAUUAAUCUUCACUAGAACAUCAGAAUCAGAGAUACUGAAGGGGAUGAGGUGUCAUACUUGGGGCACGUUUUUCAUGUGAAGAGAUUUUCCUUUUGUUCUCAUUGUUUUCAGGAAUGCACUAAUUUUUUUUUUUUUUUUAACCAUCUGUAAUUCCCAGAAAGGAUCUCUUCCUGACCCUAUUAAAUAUUAGCUGGAAAUAGUUUACCACUAAAAUAUUUAAAAGGACACUGUCAAGGUAUCCUUAAUAAUAAAGUUAAAUAUUUCCUGGUAGCUUCAUGCUCAACUGUGCUCCCUUAGCAAAAUAGCCUCUUGCUCAGUUUGGGCUUCGGCAGUGUUUUAUUAUUGUUUUUAAAUUGGCUGUUUAGAGCAAAACUAGUGUAUUUAACACUCCCAUGAGCAUUGCAGGCAGAUUUAAGGGGUCAGUUGUGGAGCAUGGAGGGUAUAUAAAAACAUGGGCCCUUGAUAGUGUUCUUUUUUAAAUUUACCUUUUAUCAGAAUAGUUAUAGCUCCCCUUCAUAAAAUGAUUAACCUUUGUUCUUUUUCUCUAUACUGUUUUAAUCCAUCUUUCCCCCCCUCCCUUCCUCCAAAACCAUUUUGGGAAGGCGGUAGGGAAUUCAGGCAGCAGGUCUGGACCAGUGAGAGUGGCAAAACAAUUGAUAUAAAGUAUUCUAUUUGGAGCAGCUGUAAAGCCAUAAAUAAUGGCUUGGAAAUGAUUCAGAAAAGGGGAUUUAAAACUGAGAUUAUUUCUAAUGUAUCUUGGCUUUGUACUUCAAGAUACGGGAUUUGGAUCCAAUAAAAGGGCUGGAUCUUAGAGAGGUGAAACAGUGCAGCUGAGCAAUUUAUUCUUUCCCAAGGUAAAGACUUCAGUAAAAGUUCAAUAUGCUAUUGUUAGUGCUUGAUUAAGCAACUCUACUUCCCUUGAAAACAGGCUUGUUUGCCUGAAAGAGAUUUUAUUCUUCUUUUUAGACUGAAGCACUCACUCAUGUACAUAGCCCCUGGAAAUUUGAUAUUUUUUUCAAUUUGCUGGUUUUGGGGGGGGAGGCGGGGGGUUGUUUUUUAUUUUUGUUUUUUUGUUACUAGAGUCUCUUCCUUGAGAUUACAAUGUUCCAAAACUAAGUCUCUUAAACUUCACAGGGAAGAACUGUAAACCAUGAUGUAUAAGUAGACACAAUUACAGAUGUGAUGUAUAGAUGUACCUAAUGGCCUUGGUAUUGCUAUAUCUUACAGCUUUGCAAGGGAAACAGGUACAAGAUGUGAUCAAAGGCACAUUAACUGUUUUGUCUGUAUUUGCAAACAUAUUGGACUAAAAUUGUCAUUUGAGCUGUGGAAGCCUUAUUAAAGUACAUACACAUGGUCUAUCUUCUCAUAUUUUAAUGUAUUGCAUAAAGCAUUUUUUACAUUGA
Messenger RNA from Caretta caretta (loggerhead turtle), 8950 nucleotides. It is a transcript of the gene USP48, whose product is annotated as ubiquitin specific peptidase 48. Gene Ontology annotation, molecular function: cysteine-type deubiquitinase activity; protein binding; cysteine-type endopeptidase activity. NCBI's taxonomy places the organism in Eukaryota, Metazoa, Chordata, Testudines, Cheloniidae. Gene Ontology annotation, biological process: protein deubiquitination. Gene Ontology annotation, cellular component: cytosol; nucleus. The record is from RefSeq and is a predicted model, not a curated record.